Messenger RNA from Geodia barretti, 1075 nucleotides. NCBI's taxonomy places the organism in Eukaryota, Metazoa, Porifera, Demospongiae, Tetractinellida, Geodiidae. The record is from the annotation of a GenBank genome assembly.
ACAAUAAUUUUAAAGUGGGCGCGUAACAGCACCUCUCGGCGGCAGCGGAGAUGUCAGGAGGCGUUCGGCUGACUGCUAUCGACAGGAAAAAUAUCCUGAAAGCUGCUGAGCAGCUGUGCAAGUCUGUGCACUUCAGCCAGUCUGAGGUGGUGCAGCUGCUGAUGAAAUAUCACGAGAUGACAAGUGACCGAAUUGACAGAGUCAAGUUCAGAGAUUUACUGCACGACCAUUUUGACAUGAGCGAUGACUUCUUUAUGGACAGAGUGUUCCGAGCAUUCGACAAAGACAGCGACAGUUUUCUGUCUCAGGAGGAGUGGGUCAGGGGAAUGUCCAUCUUCCUCAGAGGCUCUCUCGAGGAGAAGAUUGAAUAUUGUUUCAACAUCUAUGACCUGAACAAUGAUGGCUACAUCAGUAGAGAGGAGAUGUUCCAGAUGCUGAAGACGACAGUGCGACCCACAGGAGAAGAAGAACUGGAGGACUAUGUCAAGGAUCUGGUGGAGAUCACCAUCAAGAUGAUGGACAAGGAUUCCAAGCUGUCACUGGAAGAUUACAGAACUGCAGUGCAGAAAGAGCGACUGCUGAUUGAGGCAUUCGGCCCUUGUCUUCCUCCCCGACAGAAACUUGAGGAGUUCUCUGACUCUCUGUUUAACUCCUCCACCACCACCUCACUCCCCUAGCUCUGUCACAUGAUAGUCACAUGAUCUUCCUCUCUCUGUAUCCUGUGCCAUUGUACAAUACAAUGAUGUCUUCACAUUAUGAGCAGAAAACAACUGGUUAACAUGUAAACAAGGAACAUGUCGAAACAAUGGUUGACUUGUGUCUGGCAUACCUUCCUCCCUAUCUCCUCACUAGCUCUCCCUCUCUUGCUGGCAGUUUAAAGCUAGCUAGUACUAGAAUAUCUGGUAGGAAUUGACUGAUAGUUACACUAGACUAACUGGUGCUGCUGGUGGGAAUUGACUGUCUCUAGCCCGCGGUGGAGUAGAAUAGGUGGACAGAUAGGGAGGCAUUGACUAUUAGGUCAGUCACUGCUGCAAUAGUUGAUAGUGAGGUAUAUAUAGCUUGUGGUGUGGAUAUA